CAAUAGUCGGCAAAUGUCUCUCGAAUUAUAUCCUCGUUCGACCUAAAGCUACAUUCAGGAUUUAACCUGACAUAGACGAUGAGUUCCGUACAGCCUACGGAAAGAGAAGACCGACAAAGCCACGAAAACAUUACAGGACUCUUGUCCAAAAUUCCUCGACUCUGGAAGCACAAAUCUCAAGAUAAACAAUCCUCUAGAACCCAUCGCUCCAGAGGCUCUCACUUUAAACCAACUAAGGAAGACAAAACUCGUAACAAAGAACUUGAUAAGGCCGCAAAUACCGGAGCAAAGGACGCUGGAGACAAAGCAAAGGACUCUGGAGACAAAUCAAACAAGAUCCCACACAAAGAAGCAGCUGAAAAUAAGAUGUAGCAGAAAUGGGCUCAUCUGCAGGCAGAACACCUAAGCCAACCGAGGCAGCCCAAGAAAGACGCAAUUUGUGUCACGAGAGGUUCAUCGAAAUCGUUCAAGACAUCCAGAAAUGUCUCAAAGAAGUGCAAUGCCCUGAGCCACCAGCGGUAUCACCAGAGGCACCACUUCAAGAUCACCCAACUAUACUAGACUUGCCAGAGCAAGUCGCUGAAGAAAGCAAAAAAUCGCUUCUAUACACCGAUGAUGGCUACGGAGAGAGAGGGGACACACAUGGGCCUCAAAAAGUAGUCUUCAUGAACUUGACGGAACUACAGAGGCUCAAUCUCCACGCGUUAAGAAAACAGUUGGCCGACAUAGUUCUCGGGAUUAUUACAGACAACUCUUUAGACGAUAAGCAAGCAAAAACGAUCCGACCACUAAUGUCUGACUAUUGUAAUGCACUCCGAGACUACGACUACAUGAAAGAAAACUAUAUUGCCGAUAGCAGUAUGGACCCUUUCUAUUUAAUUACCGGGAAACGCUGUGACCAUGCCAUUCUGGGUACUAAGAUCCAAGAUUCGAAGAUUCUUGAAUUUCUCAAAGAUGAAAAACCUGGUGAGAUAUGGAGGACGUACCUGGAUGGCUUUGACAAAUCGCUAAUGGGCGGUGGUCGUCCAUGGGUAAGAGAGAAAGAAAAUCGGACGGCAUUCGUUAGGCGUUUCUGGUUCGGACUGGCAGGAGGGUUAGCGCUGAUUGCUCCAAUGCUUAUCAUCAUUCUUCACGAUGAUCGAACGACAGCAGUGACAACUGCUUCUGUUGCGACGUUACUUUUUGCGGCAGUAACGGCCAGUUAUCACGAACAUGAUGCGAGUCCCUUAGCUGUCGUUGGAGCAACGGCUGCGUAUGCUGCGGUUUUAGUUGUUCUGGUGAGCACAGCGUUAUAGGUAAUGAUUUUCCACUACCACAAGUAUUUUCUGC
This is a messenger RNA of Cladophialophora immunda, 1329 nucleotides long. RefSeq lists its product as uncharacterized. The transcript has 2 exons. Bases 378 to 1295 code for a protein of 305 amino acids. The record is from RefSeq and is a predicted model, not a curated record. NCBI's taxonomy places the organism in Eukaryota, Fungi, Ascomycota, Eurotiomycetes, Chaetothyriales, Herpotrichiellaceae.